Closterium sp. NIES-65 is the source of this 2730-nucleotide messenger RNA. Lineage: Eukaryota; Viridiplantae; Streptophyta; Zygnematophyceae; Desmidiales; Closteriaceae. The record is from the annotation of a GenBank genome assembly.
AUGGAUGACCUGGUAACCCAGCUGGCAGCGUACGACCGAGCAAUGCGGGAGUACCAGGUGGCACUCGCUGAUUGGCUGGCGCAGCGGAGGGUUCUGAGAAGAGAACUGGUGGAGAAGGAGAGGAGAGAGGCGAGGGAGAGGGAGGGGAGGAGGAAGGGGAGGGAGCAGCGGUGGGGGUGGCUGGUGGCGUGGUGGCAUGGCAUGGCUGAUACUGCUGCUCGCCUUGCUUCUUCCAGGUUUCACAUGCUACUCUCCCUCCUCUUCCUCGUCUCCCUCCUUUGCCUCCUCUUUCCUCCUCUCCCUCCUCCCCCUCCCCUCCUCUGUCCCCCCUCCCUCCCCUCCCUCCUCCCUACUCCCUCUCACGUUCUUCCCCUCCCAAAUUUGAGGAAGACCAUGCUCAUGGAUAUGCUGUUUGGAGCGGUGCAGAGGGGUGGAGUGGUUGGCGUGGCGAAGCGGGUGCAUUUUAAUGAGGCUAUGCUGGAGGUGCAUCAGCGGAUGCAUAGGUAUUGGCGGGAGAGAGAGGAGGUGAAGGAGAGGAAGCGGGAACGGGAGAGGGCGAGGCGGGAGGGGCGUGUAGGAGUGGUGGGGAGUGGUGGGGUGGGGUUGGAGAGAGGGGAGAUGAGGUGGGACGAGGAGGAAGAGGAGGAGGAGGGAGAGGAUGCAAUUCUAGACGCUGUUGCUGAUGAGUUCCUGGGAAAAUGGGGAGGCGAGGGGACAGUGGAGCAUCAGCAAGUCGAGGAGGAGGAGGAGGGAGCAGUGAUGCAGGGAGCAGCAGCGGUGCAGGGAGCAACAGCCGCACAAGGAUCAGCAGCAGCAGCAGCGGCGGCGGUGCAAGGAGCAGCAGUGCUGUGUUUCGACGAGGUGCAGGUGCUGGACGUGUUCACAGCUGUGGCUCUAGGCCGCCUGCUGCAGCGCGUGCUGCUGAGGGGGGUGGUGCUCGUCGCCACCAGCAACAAGGCGCCCUGGGAGCUCAACCAGGACGGGCUGCAGCAAGAGCUGUUCCAGGCGUUUGUAAGCACUGUUAAGGGCUCUUGCCACGUGCUACCGCUCUCCUACCUGCCAGCCAGCUCCAUUCGCCCUGCACAUAUCCCGUCUCCCCUCUCCCCAACGCCCCCUGCGCGUCUCUCCUUCCUCCUCUCAGGACAGGCUGCAGAGGGAGCUGUUCCAGGCGUUCGACGUGCUGCAGCGAGAGCUGUUCCAGGCGUUUGUGAGCACUGUGCUGUGAAGCGCUUCUGCCUCUCGCCUCCCCACAUGCGUUUCUUUCUUCCUCCUCCCCCACGUGCCCCGCCCUCUCAGGACGGCCUGCAGCGAGAGCUGUUCCAGGCGUUUGUGAGCACUGUGAAGGGCUCUUGCCACGUGCUGCCCCUCUCCUCCCCCACGGACUACCGCUGCCUGCACUCCGCCCCCCCUCCCCCCGCCCAUCCCUUUCCUGUCGCAUCUCUCCUGUGGGAUCGGGUGUGCAUGUUGACAUCAAGCCACUCUCUUUCACAUUCUCUCUCCUCACGCUCCCUCAACCUCCUCCACCCUCGCAUUCUCCCCAUUCUCUCCACCCUUCCCCACCCUGCACAGAACCUACCGGGACCACCACCAGCACCCAGCUCGACCCCAACAACUACCACCGUCACUCCCUCACUCUCCUCCCUCUCACCAUCACAACCACAUCUCUCCUCCCCUCCCCCUCCCCACUCCCCUCCUCCCUCACCACCUACUCCUCCUCAUCUUCCCUCCAGCCGCACACCCACUCCUUCCCAUCAGCCUGCUCCUACAACGCCCCUAGUUCCCGCCUUCCCUGGUUACUCCUACUUCUGGCCUCUCGGCCCUCAGUCAGAGAGUCUCUUUGAGGACAGGUGGCACGAUGCCGUUGGUCGAGAGCUGCGGUUGCAUGGAGGAAGGAGAGGGGAAGGAGGCAAGGGAACGGACGCAUACGUGGAAGGCCAGGGGGAGGAUAUUCCUGUCAUGUUUGGACGGUCCCUGCGUGUCCCUGUGUCGGUGCAUGGAAUAGCGCGCUUCUCUUUCUCCGAAUUGUGUGCCAACAUGCUUGGCCCACCAGACUACCUCGCUCUCGCUCUGCGCUACCACACUCUCUUCCUGUCAGAGAUUCCCAUCCUCUCGCGCUCAGUGCACGACCAGGCGCGCCGCUUCCUCACACUCACAGACGAGCUUUACAACCACCGCUGCCUGCUCGUCUGCUCUGCCGCCACUGCUCCUAACAAGCUGUUUAAGGGGCUGCCGGGGAGAGUGGGAAGUGGUGGGGUGAGGGGAUCGGGGGGUGGUGGGGAGGGGGGUGGGGGAGGAGGAGAAGGACGGGUUGAUGAGGGGGAGGAGGAGGAGAAGGAGGAGGGAGGAAUUGUGCCGAGGAUUGAUCUUGAGAGCCUUCAGUUUGAAUCGGAGGUGGGGGGCAGUCGCCUAAGAAGGGACGUGCUAGCGGAGGGGGGUCGUUCCCCCCUCACCUCCUCUUUUACACUCCCCGUGCGCCAGCUCUCCGGGCGGGAGGAGGAGUUUGCAUUCCACCGAGCGGUAAGUGCACGGCACGCGUGUAAUGAGUUGAGUUUUGAGUCGACUCAAAACCUCUACUCAUUCCACCGAGCAGUAAGUGCACGGCACGGCACGCGCUUCUUCCUCCUUCCUCUCUCUCUCUCCGCUCACCUCGUCCGCUGCUCUCCCAGCGGCCAGCUUUCCGGUCAAAAAGAGGAGUUUGCAUUCCACCGAGCAGUAAGGGGGGGGGCUUAG